CCGCUCUCUCGUGGAAUGCUCGGCCAGCAUCAUGUGCCGGCUGACUUGAGGCAGCAGCUAACGCUGAUGCACGCUGCUGCCUCGUCGACCGGUUAGCCAAUAAGGCGCAAAACAAGCCCAGGCACACACGGCACACAGCAAGGCAAGCCCAGACCGAGCCAUGGGAUUGGUUGCAGCCAUGAUCGACGAUGAUACGUAGGUAUACAGUAGGUGUCAGGGUGUCAGACAUGUGCUCCCCGCAGCUCUCGGAAGUUAGCCUCAGCUCCAUGGCUAGGCUGCAUCUGCAGUGCUCCUUCUCAAUUUUAACCUUGACUCUCACGUUGUUCACUUUGACCUACCUAACAACAACGCUUUCACUGCUCUUUCCUUGAGCCUGCACCCGUAUGACGGGGUGGCUAUAAAGCUCCCUGAGCCGCACCGUCCAAACCCUUCUAGGCACCAGCGCGCAACAUGGACAACCUCACCUUCCUUAAGUGGAGCCCUGCCGGGACCGCAUCUCUGUUCAUACUCACCCCAGAUGGAUCUGCCUCCACUCUGCACGGCUUGGACGUGGCUAUCAUCAGAGAUCGAUGCCCUGUCUUGGCCUUCUCCUUUGAAGCAGGCGCGAAAGGUUUGAUGAAGUCCAGUAUUGAAGCAAGCUCAUACCGCGCCGCCAUCUGCUUCCUCCGCUACAUCUACACCGGGGACUACGCUUGGAGCCCUGACUUCCUCGCCCAUGACCCCUCUCUUCUCAUUCACGCCGAAGUAUGCCACCUUGCCGACAUCUUUGAGUGCCCGGAGCUUCAGGUAGCCGCCCACAUGAACAUCAUAGGGGCCACCGAAGUGGCUUGCAGCUUGCCGUCCCCUCCCCCGGAUCUUUGCGAAGCCAUCCCGUUCUUCUACCAAUAUUUAUCCGCUCAGAGGCCGCUCAUUGAUACGAUCUUGCACUACUGCGUCUCAUGCUUCACCUACCACAAACUUAGCGAGGACCCGGACUUUCGGAAACUUGCAGACGAGCACACACAAUUCCAUAUGGAUCUUUCCAGGACGAACGCCGAAAGGAACUUUGAGGACCCGCAGAUCUUCCAGCUCCCUGGCCCGAAGCGAGAUGUCGAAGACCUGGGCGACUUCUUUUACCACAUGUGGUCCGAUACUCCGGACGAAGGAAGGCAGGAGCGUCUACGUGGACUAGCGCACCGUCCGAAGAGACGCAGAACCCCCAUGCCGACAUCUGAAACGGAAGAGUCAGCAUCGGAAGUCGAUGGCUUCACCUUGGUCCACCGGCCAAGGCGUGGGGACAUCAAUGACACUGUAGCAGUUGCUACCUCCUCGGAGACCUCUGCAAACUCUACCGAAGAAUCUGGACCGGAAGACGAACACAAUUUGGCAGGUUCUUACCUUACCAUCAAACCGAAUUCUUCACAGCCGGCGGGCCAAAUUCCGAAGCUGGAGAUUGAAAAUGCCAUCCCUGACGGAGAAGUCUUCGUCCUGGAGCUGGAUCAGCCUGCAGUUGCAUCUAGUAGCUCAUCGCAGCCAACUGACCAAGAACCCUACAGCUCCGAGUCCGAAUGGUCUCUCGUUGAUGUUGGAGAUACAGAUUGAGUUCUCUACAGCAUUGACUGGCUGAGAACUGCGUUUUCAAGCCACAAUUAGCUGCGAGACUCUGGGACUCCUUCACAAAAUGCCCCUCUCUGGAUUUGAGACCUUGGGCAUUUUCUCCAAGCUAGCAAAGCUGCCCUCAUGAGAUGGCCUUUGGGUAUCGAGGGCCUUCUUGCUAUUCGCUAUGUCGUGUUUGGGGCUUGAAUCAGGAAACAAGAUUAAGGAAAUCAAGCAUUGGCAACGAUUCGGUGAAUGACGAAUUGAUGGAAACGACUCGGGAAAGACAUAAGUUUGGUGCUUUACGGAAAGCAAUGAAUUGGCACAGAAAUGAAAUUGGGACAUGAAAUCCAAUCACGCUUGACGAGACUUUUGAGCGAGAGCCAUUCGGCAGUACUGCAGAUGCUUUUGGUGUUUAUAUCUCACAACGGUUUAAGGGG
Aplosporella prunicola CBS 121167 is the source of this 2015-nucleotide messenger RNA. RefSeq lists its product as uncharacterized. The record is from RefSeq and is a predicted model, not a curated record. Bases 451 to 1581 code for a protein of 376 amino acids. The transcript is spliced from 2 exons. Lineage: Eukaryota; Fungi; Ascomycota; Dothideomycetes; Botryosphaeriales; Aplosporellaceae.